Humulus lupulus (European hop) is the source of this 1699-nucleotide messenger RNA. RefSeq names its product protein JINGUBANG. The coding region runs from base 187 to 1542 and encodes 451 amino acids. Gene Ontology annotation, molecular function: protein binding. Lineage: Eukaryota; Viridiplantae; Streptophyta; Magnoliopsida; Rosales; Cannabaceae. The record is from RefSeq and is a predicted model, not a curated record. The transcript has a single exon.
UAUUUUAACACAACUUUUUGCCAACACACACUAACCUGCUUUCCAUGAUCCAACUGCAUCUUUUGGCCAAGUAUACUUUCCGUCCAUUUUUCUCUCCUUCCUUCCUUCCUUCCACUACGCUCUCUCCCGCCUCUUCUCUAUAUAUACUUCUUAAACCAACUGCCCUUUUCCCUUCCCUCACAAGAUAUGGGAAUAGUCAUCAUGGAAUGUCACCAAACCAGCUUUAAUAGUGGUCACCACCGUCAUCAAUUCCCAAUCACUGAUCAUAUUUCUAAUCAGGAUGAUGAUCAUGAUCGUGAUAGUGAUCGUGAUCGUGAAAAUCAAUCUGAUCUUCGGUAUCCAAGUUUUCUCUCUUCUCAGCGGAGUCUCCAAUCCAUUCCUUCCCUCGCUUCAAAUUUCAAACCCCAGAAUCACUACCAAUUUUGCCUAAUCUCCGAUUUCAAGCCUCAUUCCACCUACCUUUCUUCCCUCACACUCGCCGGGAAGCUCGUUUUCACCGGCUCUUCCGACCGAGAAAUCGGCUCUUGGAACAUCAUCAAUAACAACCACAACAAUAACAUCGUCUUGGCAGGAAACGGUGCGGUGAAAUCUCUUGUCGUUUCCGGCGACAAGCUCUUCAGCGCACACCAAGACCACAAAAUCCGAGUUUGGAAGAUUGAAAACGACAACGAUGAGAAUAGAGACGACAAGAGCAACCACCAACAACCCCAUGCGAUGAAGUACACGCGCUUAGCCACGCUCCCGACGUUAGGGGACCGGGCGGCGAAGCUCCUCCUGCCGAAAAACCAAGUCAAGAUUCGCCGCCACAAGAGCUGCACGUGGGUUCACCACGUGGACGCGGUGUCAGCCCUGGCCUUAUCACCGGACGACCGGUUCCUCUACUCAGUCUCGUGGGACCGGACACUGAAGCUAUGGCGGACAACCGACUUCAAGUGCCUGGAGUCGAUCACCAACGCCCACGAUGACGCCAUAAACGCCAUCGCACUGUCGCACGACGGCGUCGUUUACACGGGCUCAGCGGACAAGAAGAUCAAGGCGUGGAGGAAGAGAAGCUUGGGGAACAAGAAACACUCUUUGGUUUGUACAUUGGAGAAGCACAAUUCGGGGAUUAACGCCUUGGCGCUGAGCAACGACGGGUCGUUUCUGUACUCGGGUGCGAGCGACAGGUCGAUUAUCGUUUGGGAGAGAAUCUUUAGUGACGACGACGAUGACGACAGUGAAGAUAGGGGUAUUGAUGUUGUCGUUUUGGGGGCCCUCAGAGGGCAUGGGAAGGCCAUACUGUGCUUGGCGGUGGUUGAGGACUUGGUGUUCAGUGGCUCGGCAGAUAAAACGGUUAGGGUUUGGAGAGGUAUGGAGAGAAGCUAUUCUUGUUUGGCGGUUUUGGAAGGUCACACUGGCCCAGUCAAGUGUCUAAGUGCCACUGUUGAAGAUUGUAAUACGACGUCGUCUGGUGGUGAUACAACUUGUGUGAUUUACAGUGGUGGAUUGGACUGUCUGGUUAAAGUCUGGCAAAUCAUGGUUCCCAGUCAAGAUUUUCUCUAAUCUAAAUAGCUUGAAUGUGAGUUUAGUUACACUUUAUUAACCCAUGCUCGAAUUGAAUAGGACUAGUUCUCUAAAAGGGUUUCGUUAUUAUUUUCGGUAUUAAAAUUCUGUAAUAAGCGAUUUGGUGUAGAUAAUAUGAGUUUAUCAUUUUGUUUUA